AUGGUAUCCAAACCAACGAUCCGAGUAAUUGGGUCACUAAACAUCGAUUUCGUGACCACCACGCCCCGUGUCCCAGGCCCAGGGGAAACACUCACGGCGACGUCCUUGGCCGUGCACGCCGGCGGGAAGGGCUCAAAUCAAGCAGUGGCAUGCGGGAAGGCAGCUUUCACGUCAACCACGGAGCAAGAUGUCACGGUUGACAUGAUCGGCGCUGUGGGCAAGGGAGAUCCUUACUACGCAUCACUCCUCAAGCCGACACUGGAGAAGAGUGGUGUGGGCACAAAAUGCGUGGAGGAACUCGAGGGCAUCCAGACAGGAACCGCGACCAUCAUUGUCGACACGGGCUCUAACGGAGAGAACCGUAUUCUGAUCGUGCCUGGGGCCAAUAAUGAAGUGACGGAUGUGCAGAAGGUGUUGGAUACUGCAACAAGCGAUGGCGUUCCCGAUGUCGUGGUCAUGCAGGGUGAAAUUCCACGGUCGACGGUACUGAGACUACUAAAUGCAUUCAACUCUCCCACACACAAGACCGCCGUGGUAUUUAAUCCCGCACCAGUCUUUCCAGACGGCAUACCGCUCGAUUCAUUGAAGGGAAUGGCGGUUCUGGUCGUCAACGAGACAGAAUGCCUCCUCUUGUUCAAACUCAUCGAGGAGCUACGGGGCUCGUCGUCCCUCCCUCGAGAGGAAGACAUCAGCGAGGCUCACCUAGACAGGCUCACACGGUUGAUACACGAACGUGCAGAGGUGUCGAUCGUCGUCGUGACACUCGGCGGUCGUGGAGUUUACUUUUCAGCGUCGAACGGGUCCGUCCGGGGUCUUUUCCCCGCCGAGAAGGUGGAGAAAGUAGUCGACACAACAGCAGCAGGCGACACUUUUGUCGGGUAUCUUGCGACCGCACUCGCGAGGCAUUUAGCGACGAAGGCAAAAGUCGAUACAUUCGAUAUCCAGGGAGCUGUGAAGCGGGCAAAUCAGGCGUCAGCCAAAUGUGUGCAAAGAAGUGGUGCUAUGGAAAGUAUCCCCUUUGGGUAUGAAUAG
Messenger RNA from Exophiala aquamarina CBS 119918, 1032 nucleotides. RefSeq names its product ribokinase. Gene Ontology annotation, molecular function: ribokinase activity. The transcript has a single exon. Lineage: Eukaryota; Fungi; Ascomycota; Eurotiomycetes; Chaetothyriales; Herpotrichiellaceae. Gene Ontology annotation, biological process: D-ribose metabolic process. Bases 1 to 1032 code for a protein of 343 amino acids. The record is from RefSeq and is a predicted model, not a curated record.